This is a messenger RNA of Jaminaea rosea, 1019 nucleotides long. RefSeq lists its product as hypothetical. Bases 329 to 763 code for a protein of 144 amino acids. Lineage: Eukaryota; Fungi; Basidiomycota; Exobasidiomycetes; Microstromatales. The record is from RefSeq and is a predicted model, not a curated record. The transcript is spliced from 3 exons.
UGUCGCCUCAAAGCCCCGUACUGCUGGUCGGAUGACAACACCCGUCAUGAUGGGUCAUGCUGCAAAGGCUGCGACGAGCGGAUCACCAGUUUGACGAAGCGUGACCAUCAUUUAGCCACCGCCUCAAGCCCACUCACGAUCCGGACCCAUCCGUGGGCGGUGCAAAGAGGACCUCCGACGUCGAGAUGAAAGCCCGACGAGAAAGAAUAUAAAGGAGCCAACCAUUGAGCCCCUCCGUCCCCCGGCAGACCUGCCACCUCACUUCGCCCCAAGAUUUACCUCACCGGCAUCCUCACCAACCUCAGCCUACAGCCUGCCGCCUGCCGCUAUGCUAUUCCUGACGCUAUUCCUGCUUCCGGUGCUGCUUUUUCUGCACACGGUCUACGCCGAUCACUCGACCUGCUCUUGGGUUCGCACGAAAAAGUCGCCCAGCACACUUGGCUACGUAAUGUCGUGUUCAGCCAAGUACGUCUCUGAUGGGCUCGAAAAGGGCCACUAUGAGUGCGACACGAACACAACGAGGCAACCAGCUAAUUGGGGUUUCCUGCGAAGGCACACGCUCGAGAUGUCUACGCCCUGCGGCAAGCACGGCUGGGCUUUCAGCAACUACGACGGGUCCUGCCCCGGCCGCACUUUUGCGAUGUGCAUCAAUUCCAAUGCCGGCACUUGCUUCUACAUGCAAUCUGGUGAUGACUGCGAGUGGCCGGGCGAGUUUACUCCUACCACCAAGCCCGGAGCUCUCGAGUUUUGGGUCAAUGCCUAAAGGCUUGCCUCAAGAAGGCUUCGAAAGUCCGAACCGUGGCAGGUCCGCGGUAGGCUCGAUGACCUCGAUAUGCGCUCGAGCAUACUGAUCGCGACUCGUCGCGAUCCUCAACGCUGUGACUCCUGUUUCGUGAUUGCGACCCAUCCGAAAGAAUGCCACUCUUAUUCUAUCCUUGCCUUGCUGUUGCGACGCCUUUGCUGUGCCGUGAUGGAAGGGCUCGCUAGACCUUCUGCCAAGCGCGUCCGCACUGCAGCGG